UUGGGUUUUUUCCCGGAUGUGAAUGCCCUCCUCGAUCAUGCUAUUGAUAUCGUCAUAGAGGCCAUGCCUGCAAUUCAAACGGAAAUUAAGAACGAGAUUGCUCGAUGCACGGGGGCAGCUGCUCCGCGGAGUGUAGGUGUAGCCAUGAAGAGGCCUGCAUCUAGUCAGCAAGUAGAGAUUUCAUCAGACGACUCAUCUUCCUCUGAAGCAGAAAAUGAUGUUCCUCAGAGCCAGCAGCCAAAUGUAAAACCUACCUUGGAACUGUCUUCUGAAGCAUGGCUGUUUAGAAGAGCAAAAAGCUACCAGGAAUACAUGAAGUCAAUCCCAAUACCGAUUAUGCGUGGCGCUGUUAUUCCGUACAUAUCAUGGGUUGGACUGGGAGCGUCGAUGAAGCAGAUCUAUGAGCAGCCUCUGCACUACCUCACCAACAUCCACUUGAAGCAGAUGGACAGGGAGAGGCUCGGAGUAGAGGAUGAGGACGUCUCACUCGACUUGAUCAUUCAUCCCUGCAAAGCCGAGGCCACCAUCUGGCUCAUGGAAGAGAUACACCGACAAACCUCAUCUCCGCAUCAUCUUGCUCGGGUCUGGUCAGCCGACCCUAUGUAUCACACCUUUAUCGACGCCAUUUUCCCUAAGCUUGGAUCUUGACUUGGCCUAUUUUGUAGCUUUGUUGUCGAGGUGUUUCUGUGUAUGGAAUUAGUGGUAUCUCUUGUUAUAUCUAACAACUUUUCUCUCUA
Messenger RNA from Salvia hispanica, 737 nucleotides. The record is from RefSeq and is a predicted model, not a curated record. NCBI's taxonomy places the organism in Eukaryota, Viridiplantae, Streptophyta, Magnoliopsida, Lamiales, Lamiaceae.